UACGAAUCCAUGAAAUUCAUUCCACAAAUAGAUUCAUUUUCUGUUCAGCUUGUUUCUUAUAGCAAUUUAUCGAAAACGGGACGAUUAUUCGAGCCGUUAAUUACGAUCCAAUUGUCCUUUCAUUUCUGUUAACCGCUUCUAUACAUAACGUUUGCACGUGUACAUGUUUUAUAUGUGUAUACUGUCAUUCGUAGUACUGAACGUAACCUUGAAAAGCCCACCCUCGGAGCAUAGGUUCAAUCGUAGCGGGUGAAGUACCGCUUUGUUGCUAUUUAUGCUGAAUUAAGAAAUCAUAUUGUUACUUCCAAUCGGAAACCGUAAUCUUUGAUAAAACAUAUUCAUGAAAAAUCGAGAAAUUAUCGAGAAGUGACGUUCGGUUGUUGGUGUAGUAAGGUGCAAGGUUAGGAAAGAGCACGAAAGUUUCAUUGGAAAAGCAGAAAAAUGUUCUUAAGAAUUUAGGCGGUAAAUGCCGCUGUUACGUGUCACAAUUGUUUUGUUGAAAUCAGUAUGGUGCAACGCUCAGUCGCGCUUAGGCGCAACGUCAGGAUUCUAUUAAUUGGUGAUCGUGGAGUCGGCAAGACUUCUUUGAUCUUAUCAUUAGUCAGUGAAGAAUACGCUGAGGAUGUGCCCUGUAAAGCGGAAGAAAUCACUAUCCCAGCUGACGUUACACCGGAACAAGUACCAACGAACAUUGUAGAUUAUUCAGCCGCUGAACAAACUGAAGAUCAGUUAACUGAUGAAAUUCAGAAAGCACAUGUAAUUUGUGUUGUUUAUUCUGUGGUCGAUGAGGAUACUUUAGACAGAGCAGUUACGUAUUGGUUACCAUUGAUUAGACGAUGUUUAACAGAUCAUCGUUGUCCAGUUGUUCUUGUGGGAAAUAAGAUUGAUCUUGUUGACUAUUCUACUAUCGAGGCUGUAUAUUCUAUAAUGAAGGAAUUCACUGAAAUAGAAAGUUGUAUAGAGUGUUCCGCCAAAACAUUACAGAACGUUUCAGAAACUUUUUAUUAUGCACAAAAAGCUGUUUUACAUCCUACCACACCACUUUAUAAUUAUGAUACCCAUGAGCUUACAGAAGAAUGUAAAAUUGCACUACAAAGAAUUUUCAAAAUAUGUGAUUUAGACAAUGAUGGCUUGCUAAAUGAUAUGGAACUAAAUACAUUUCAACAAUGGUGCUUUAAUAUUCCCUUACAACCACAAGUUUUAGAGGAUGUGAAGGCUGUAUUAUCAAAAAAUAUUCAGGAUGGCAUUUGUUCUGGAUGUGUUACUCUGAAAGGUUUUAUGUAUCUUCAGUGUUUAUUUAUACAAAGAGGAAGAAAUGAGACUACUUGGGCUGUGUUAAGAAAAUUCGGUUAUGAUAAUGAGUUACAGAUGUCUAAAGAAUACAUAUAUCCACUAUUAAAAGUUCCUGUUGGAUGUACGACUGAAUUAUCACAUAAAGGACAGGAAUUUUUAACAUUGUUAUUUCUACAACAUGAUCGAGAUCGCGAUGGUGCUCUUUCUCCAUCGGAAAUGGAAUCGUUAUUUUCACGAUGCCUAAUGCCACCUUGGGGAGAUGAAUAUAAAUAUACUGUACCUACUAAUGAAAAAGGAUGGAUUACACUUCAAGGGUAUAUGUGUCAAUGGGCGCUAUUGACUCUUACAAAUGUGCGAAAAGCAUUAGAAUAUAUGGCAUAUCUAGGUUAUAACAUGUAUAAUAAUGAAUGUCAGACAAAUGCGAUUCUAGUUACUCGUGAAAAAAAGUUAGAUUUGGCAAAAAAGCAAUCUAGCAGAAAUGUCUAUAGUUGUCAUGUAAUUGGCCCAAAAAGUAGUGGAAAGACAACAUUAUGUAGAACGUUUAUUGACCCUAAACUUGAGGUAUACGUGCUUAAAUUGACCAAUGAAAUGGUACCGCCAAGUUCACAUGUUACUGUAAAUACAGUACAUGUGUAUGGUCAGGAAAAGACAAUAAUUCUGCGAGAUAUAAACAUACUAAAUGUUCAGGAUGCUUUAACUCCAGCACAAAUUCAGUGUGAUGUGGCAGCUCUUGUUUACGAUGCUAGUAAUCCUAAAUCGUUUGAAUAUAUUGCACGGAUUUACAUUCAUCUUUUCCAGAAAUAUUUUGCAGAUAGUAAGAUCCCUGUUCUCAUAAUAGCAAAUAAGAGUGAUCUGUCUGAAGUAAAGCAAGAUUACUUGCUACAGCCAAUAAGUUUUUGCAAUAAGUACAAACUGAUGCCACCGCAACCAUACAGCAUCUCCCGUACAGUACGACGUGAAAUCUUCGUUAAACUAGCGACAAUGGCAGCUUUCCCCCGCUUUCAAGGAGCAUGGGUAUUAUUUUACAGAGACAGUCCUUUGAGGCGAAUGGUCCACAUGUUGCUUGUCAAACCCUCACCCACUCAGUGGUGGAGUUCUUUUACAAGACAUAUAAAUCAAUUUGGAUUAUUACAAGGGGAUUCGAUGGUCUGGUGGAAAGCUGGUCUUGGAAUUGCGGUUGCUACCGUCGCAGGUUUUGUGGUGAUGCGUGUCUUAAAUACAGAGAAAAGAUAGUCUACCAUAUUCCUUUUCUUGCACAUUUAACUGCCUCUUUUGGUCGAGUAUAAAGCCGUCUUUGAGAAACGCGUUAAGUUAAUAAACAAUGUUCUUAAAUCAUUAAUUUCUUAUAUGUCCUUGAUUACUUCAUUACGAGGAUCAGAGCUUCUUAUUUAUAAUGUUAUUCUCUUUAAUGUAUCAUUUCAUCUGAUCAAUUAAUUUUGUUGUUUGUAUACAUUCUGACAUUUCAUCCAUGUAUCAUGAUAAGCUUUGCAUGUAUCCAGACCUUCACUUCUUGAAGCGCAUUCGAAGAAUUCUCGUAUUUCGGAAAUACAUAAUUCUUGUGUGUUUGUAGAAUUAUUGUUAAGAACGGCUUUAGCAGGAGAUUCAUGUCCUACAUUGCUAGCAAGUGCGCUUUCGAUUGCUUGACCCUUGUAUGAAUCAUUAAUUUAAUUUGAAGUGAUUAAUUAUUAAUUUCUAAAGGAAAAAAGCAAGCAAUAAUAUUAGUACUUACCAUAACAGGGCCAGCUGCAACUUCAGCUGCUGUACUAGCAGCAGAUUGAAAAGCAAAGGAUUGAUUAUUGUUAUUUGUCCAUAAUUGGGAUGAUGAAGCUUUUGCCUUAAAUCUAUAUAUAUAUAUAAUUUAAAUUACAAAAAUCUAAAGAAAAUUAUUUUCUAAUAUAAUUGUGUUAUAUGUACAUCAUGUAAAAAUUAAUGUUUUAUUUUACAUUUUUUGUCUUAUCUUUAAAAUUAUUACUUUAUCACAUAUAUAUACAGAAAAAGGUUCAAUCAAAAUGAAUAACAAUCAUAUAAACAGGAAUCAAAUUUAUUUUAAUUUAUUUCACUUGCAUACAUGUAUACAUUUUAACCAAUUUAUAUAAGCAGCGAUUAAAAUAAUUCUAGUUCAUGGUAAAUACAGAACCCAAAUUUUUAUGAGA
Messenger RNA from Bombus huntii, 3446 nucleotides. RefSeq names its product mitochondrial Rho GTPase (gene Miro). Bases 508 to 2526 code for a protein of 672 amino acids. Gene Ontology annotation, cellular component: mitochondrial outer membrane. NCBI's taxonomy places the organism in Eukaryota, Metazoa, Arthropoda, Insecta, Hymenoptera, Apidae. Gene Ontology annotation, biological process: regulation of mitochondrion organization; small GTPase-mediated signal transduction; mitochondrion organization. Gene Ontology annotation, molecular function: GTPase activity; calcium ion binding; GTP binding. The transcript is spliced from 14 exons. The record is from RefSeq and is a predicted model, not a curated record.